ACAGGCAAGAUGAUGAAAUACUUUGGUAUCUUCGUAGCGGCGAUCGCGGUGCAUCAUGCAUCUGGCGAUGGAGGCUUUGGCUCUGGAGGACACGGAGGAGGACUCGGAGGACAUGGAGUGGCUGUCGGAGGAGGCCACGGCCUUGGAGGACUCGGAGGAGCUGUCAGGGGCGGCCAUGGAGGGUAUGGCGGAGGCGUAGCCACCGGCUUCAGCGUGUUCAACCUCGGAGCCCCUCUGGGAGGCUACGGUGCCGGUGGCUCCUCCUCAAGGCGCGGUGGCCUCAUCGGGGGCUCCUCCUUGGGGCAUGGAGGCCUUGCCGGCGGCUCCUCCUUAGGGCACGGUGGCCUUGCCGGCGGCUCCUCUUUGGGGCACGGUGGCCUUGCCAGCGGCUCCUCCUUAGGGCACGGUAGCCUCGCCGGCGGCUCCUCCUUCGGGCACGGUGGUCUCGCCGGCGGCUCCUCCUUGGGGCACGGUGGCCUCGCCGGGGGCGCCUCCUUGGGGCACGGUAGUUUCGCCGGCGGCUCUUCAUUGGGGCACGGAGGCCUUGCCGGUGGCUCCUCCUUCGGGCACGGUGGCCUCGCCGGCGCUCAGUCCCUGGGAUUUGGCGGCCUUGAUGUCGGCCAUUCCGUGGGCCACGGGGGCACCUUGGCCAGUGGCGUUCACGCCGCCGGCCUCGGGGGGGUGGUCGUCGCUCCCCACGGGGACUCUUACGGGGUUCUGUAAGGUCUGUUUCCCACGCAUGAUCAUUAUUUAUUGGAAUGGAAGAUGCGACCUGGAGUCUUACUUAAAUAUAAAA
Molecule: messenger RNA, 796 nt
Organism: Penaeus indicus
Lineage: Eukaryota; Metazoa; Arthropoda; Malacostraca; Decapoda; Penaeidae
Product: acanthoscurrin-2-like
Exons: 2
Coding region: 10-723 (237 amino acids)
Source: RefSeq, a predicted model, not a curated record